AUGACUUCUCUCCACCCCUUUGAUCCUAUCACCCCUGGGGAGAUCCAACUGGCUGUUCGCAUUCUGGAGGCCGCUUUCCCCGGUGUCAAGUUGCGGUACAAGCGCAUUGAUCUUCAAGAACCCACCAAGCAUGAGACCAUCCCCUAUCUCGAGGCUGAGCGACUCGGCAAGCCACGCCCUCGCAAGCCGGCGCGCUUGUUGAUGGCUAUGUUCCAUCGUCUUGACAAUGGCUCGUUCUUUAAGGCCAUUCUGAACGCGGACACCAAGUCCAUUGCUUCAAUGAAGGAACUCCCUAAGGAGGUGCAGGGCCCUGUGGAUAUUGACGAGAUGAUGGAGAUUGAGACCAUUUGCCUGAGCCACCCAGCCGUUCAGGCGGAGAUUGAGAAGCUCAAGCUUCCAGCGGGCAUGUCGGUUUGCCUGGACCCGUGGAUCUAUGGUACUGAGGAUGCCAAUGAAUCUCGACGGUUGUUCCAAUGCUAUAUGUAUAUUGUGGUCGUUGACCACCCACAAAACAACCAAUACUCCAUCCCUUGCAAAUUCUCUCCCGUUUUCGACGGCAUCACUCAUGAACUGGUGCGCAUGGAUUACCUCCCCGGUGGAGCCGAUUCCCAGACUACAGAGACACAGCCGUGGAAGCAGGUGCCUGCAGUCCAGUACGCCCACGAAUUGCUUGAUGAGCCACUGCGCACUGAUCUGAAGCCAUAUAUCGUGCAACAACCGGAGGGUGCAUCAUUCAAUGUCAUUGGAAAUGCAGUCUCAUGGCAGAAAUGGCGCUUCCGCGUCGGCUUCAACAACCGUGAGGGCUUGGUCCUGCACAAUGUGACCUAUGAUGGCCGCAAUACCUUCUAUCGCUUGUCGUUUUCAGAGAUGACUGUUCCUUAUGGCGACCCUCGUGCCCCUUACCACCGUAAGCAGGCCUUUGAUGUUGGUGACGUUGGCUUCGGUAUUACGGCAAACCAGCUCUCCCUUGGCUGCGACUGCCUUGGUCAUAUCAAAUAUUUCGAUGGUUUCCGCACCGACGCCAAGGGUGAACCCAUCCAACUUAAGAAUGUGAUUUGCAUGCACGAGCAGGAUAACGGUCUGCAGCAUAAGCAUACCAACUAUCGCAGUGGUGCUGCAACAGUUGUGCGCAACCGACAGCUCGUGGUGCAGAUGAUCUGUACUGUGGCCAAUUAUGAGUAUAUCUUCGCGUUCAUCCUCGAUCAAGCUGCCAAUAUCGAGCUUGAGGUUCGUGCGACGGGUAUUCUAUCAACUGUUCCUUUCGAUAAUACCGACGGCCAGACCGUACCAUGGGGCACCAACGUGGGGCCAGGAGUGAUGGCUCCUAACCACCAGCACAUGUUCUCUCUGCGAAUUGAUCCUGCUCUGGAUGGAUACAAGAAUACUAUCUAUUACGAGGAUAGCGUGCCAAUGCCUGAGGAUGACUCAAACCCUUGGCUGGUUGGAUACACCACCGAGAAGAAUGUCAUCAAGCAAAGCGGCAGUGCAUUGACCAGCGUUGAGAAGCACCGUGUAUUCAAGAUCCGCAACGACAACAUCAUCAACCCAGUUACCCACCACCCCAUCGCUUAUAAGCUGCAGACCAGUCCAAGCCAGAUGAUUUUGGCCCACCCCAAGUCCUUCAGCGCGAAGCGUGCGCAAUUUGCCACGCGCCCUAUCUGGGUGACCAAAUACCAGGACGAUGAGCUCUUCGCUGCCGGCGAGUUCACCAACCAGAGCAAGAAAUCCGAGGGAGUUGAAGUGUGGGCUGCACGAAACGAUAAUGUGGAGGAUGAAGACCUCGUUCUCUGGCACACAUUCGGUCUUACCCACAAUCCCCGCAUUGAGGAUUUCCCUGUGAUGCCCAUGGAGCGUGUCAGCGUCAUGCUCAAGCCAGAUGGUUUCUUCACCAAGAACCCGGCCCUGGACGUUCCGCAGUCGUCGCAGUCGUUCAACCAGUCCACUCAGCACCCGGAACCUUCUUGCUGCUCUGGACCUCAGGAUCGGAACCAGGUGAAGCUCUAA
Molecule: messenger RNA, 2004 nt
Organism: Penicillium subrubescens
Lineage: Eukaryota; Fungi; Ascomycota; Eurotiomycetes; Eurotiales; Aspergillaceae
Product: copper amine oxidase
Exons: 3
Coding region: 1-2004 (667 amino acids)
Biological process (GO): amine metabolic process
Molecular function (GO): primary methylamine oxidase activity; copper ion binding; quinone binding
Source: RefSeq, a predicted model, not a curated record